GUCCAGGGAAUAACCCCAUUUCCACCCUUAGGAGAGACCCUGCAUUAGGGCCAAGGUUGCUCCCCAGCAGAGGCAUUCUGGAGAACCAUCUCCCUCUCUACAAAGGAAUAGACAUAAGGGCUACAGGUAGGGUCUGCUUCAACUGGACGAACUUAAGAGUCUCUUUGCAGUAGGGGACUGAGGGGACAGCCCUGCUUAAGCACACCGUGAUUAAAGAUGGGAGAAAUUUGAUAUUUUGCUUCUCCAGUUCUGGAGCUCAUAAAUUCACCUUAGGGUGGAAGUCCAAGUUUCACUUGUAGACCACUAUGAGCCUACACAGGAGAACACUGACUCUAGGCCAAGGAUAGCAGCGAGGCAAUCAAGUGACUAAGGCACUCAGUUGAAGGUGGAGUUCACUCUCAGUUUCAAACAGGUUGCUUGAACAAAUCAGAGAGUAACUGCCUCUUUAAAUUUUGUGUCCUGGACAGCACACCAGCCUGACCGCUCAACCCCACUCAGCUUUGACUAGCUCCUCCCCAACUUACCUUCACUUCGGCACAACACUUCUGGUAGCAGGUCAGCAAGUUUUUGCAAUGUUGCAGUGGUCUCUACUCAGCACCCUUGUCUGGAGCCCUGGCUCUGUCCUGCUCAUUCUGGUCCUCCUGCAUAGACUAUGUAUGUGGCCUUGGCAUAAGUCUCAUCUUUGGGACCUCCAGCACUGCUCCACAGACUUGACUGGGAAGACAGCGGUGGUGACUGGAGCCAACAGUGGUAUUGGGAAGGCCGUGUCCCAGGAGCUGGCCCGCCGUGGGGCCCGGGUGAUCCUUGCCUGCCGUAACUGGGAGUGUGGACAGCAAGCCCUGGCUGAGAUCCAAGUAGCCUCGAAGAACAAUUGCCUCCUGCUUGGCCAGGUGGACUUGAGCUCUAUGGCCUCCAUCCGUAGCUUUUCCCGGUGGCUUCUGCAGGAGUGUCCUGAGAUACAUCUGCUGGUUAACAACGCUGGAACCUGCGGAUUUCCCAAGACACUUACCCAAGAGGGCCUUGAUCUCACCUUUGCCACCAACUAUGUUGGGCCCUUUCUGCUUACAAAUCUACUCCGAGGGGCCCUACAGCGGGCAGGAUCAGCCCGGGUGGUGAAUGUGUCUUCCUUUCGGCAUGCACAUGGGUAUGUUGAUGAGGAACAUCUGACAGGGGCUGGUAAACCCUUGAUCUUUAACCAGAAUUAUGACUGCAGCAAACUGCUCUUGACCUCCUUCACUGGGGAGCUUGCCCGGAGACUUCAAGGGACAGGUGUGACUGUGAACUCUGUGGACCCGGGUAUAGUGUACACAAGUAUCAUGAGGCAUUUUUCUUGGUCAUACCGCUUCCUCUUUUGGCUCUACAGCUUCUUCUGUAAGGAUGUCAGACAAGGCGCAGUCCCAGUCCUCUACCUGAGCUUGGCAAAGGAGCUGGAUGGCAUUUCUGGAAAAUAUUUUAACAGUUCCUGUAGGAUAAUUCUUCCCGCGAAAGCUGCUCAGGAUCCUCAAGCGGCCCAAAGGCUCUGGAAUGCCACGGUCCAGCUAACAAACCUGGACAAGAUGGACUGAUCCCCCGUGCCCCCAGCCCUAACUUUGCCAUCCUCCCUGAUUCCCAGCCCCUACUCUGGUCCUGCCUUUUGUUUGUUGGCUCCAAGCAUCAAUCACCUUGUCUAGUAUAGCAAUCACGUCCUUUUCCUGUUGCCUCAGUGGCAUGAGAACUCAGAUUAGCCAGGGGACAGUUUUAGCUUCUACUUUACUGCCAGUUCUCUAAUGGAAGUGUUCAUUCCUUGGAUACUGGGAUCUCCAAAUCUACAGAGUCCCACGUUGUGGUGACCGGUGGGGGUGUGUGUGUGUAAAACUCCUUCCAGUGGGGAUUAGGGGUGCUGGAAGAAGGGAAACUUCCACCUGUAUCGCUUAGUUUCUACCCAUGUACUUGCUGACUCUGGGGGAGACAGCACCACACAAUGCCAUCUUGAUUAAAGCAUAUACCACAUCCUGUAGGAUAGCAGUCUGACUUCACAGAGUGUUGUCUCUCAACUGGUACUGUAACUGAGCCUGCAGAUGAUCAUUCCACAUUUCCGUUAAACCAGCUGCUCCUGGGUGAUGAGCCAAGCAUUCAGAUCAGUGAAUUCUGGUGGUGGGAGCCAAUUGUUUUUUCCCUCAGGUCUUGGUUCAUCUGUAUAAAUUUGGGGAUCGGCUCUUCAAAUUUCACACACAUACAUGAAUACUUUUUGUGGUUGCAUUCCAUCUAUGAUGUCCAGUUUUCCUAACCUUGGACAAGUAUACUCCUAUCUAUUUAACUCUCUUUAAUAUCUUUACCAAAUUUUCAAUAAUUUUAUCCAUAAAAUCUUGCACCAGUUUUACUAUAUUUAAUUCAGGUACCUUAAUUUUGACACUAUUGUAAAUGGGGCUCUUUAACCUUUGUGUGCUGAUUGUCUAUCAAACGACUUGGAAAAGUUGUCUAAUUUUAAUGAGUUCUCUGUAGGUGCUUUUGGUUUUUCUACAUAGAAAAUCACCCCAUCUAGGAAAAAUAAGUUUUACUUCUUCCCUUUCAAGUAUUCUAAUUUUUGUUUCUUUUUCUAGGAGACCCUCAUAGAUAUUCUAGCGUUAAACCGACCCUGUAUUUCUGAAGUAAACCCAGUAAGCCCCACCUAGCAUUUCUGGUCGCAGUGUUGUAUAGACAUUGCUAAAUUGAACAUGCUCAUUAUUGUUUAGCACUUUGCACUGUGUUCAUAAAUGAGAUUGACCUAUA
Herpailurus yagouaroundi (jaguarundi) is the source of this 2748-nucleotide messenger RNA. RefSeq names its product retinol dehydrogenase 12-like. The transcript is spliced from 6 exons. Lineage: Eukaryota; Metazoa; Chordata; Mammalia; Carnivora; Felidae. Bases 573 to 1565 code for a protein of 330 amino acids. The record is from RefSeq and is a predicted model, not a curated record.